CCCACCUCCCGUCAGCCGCCUCAGCCCCCUCAGCCCGGCCCCGGCCGAGAUGCGGCGGGCGCUGCCGCUGCUCCGCGCUCUCCUCAGGCCCGGCGCCGCGGGGCGCCCGCCCCGGACACAGGCGCUCAGGGGGCUCCGCGCCACGCCUGCGGCGGGCGGCGGCGGCAGCGAGCUGUGUUUACUAUGAAACUAUUACAGCGUAGUUCCAGUAAUCUCCCGUACCAGUCCCCGAAGCCUGAGAUAAUUAGCGUACGCUUAUCAGCCAGCCUGCAAGCUCAUUUGGGGAGCAGUGGGGUUGUUUCCGAUGAAGCCGUCGCAGACAAUUUGGAGACAGCGGCUGCAGGGUUUCUGUUGUCAAAGAGAGGGCUGACGGCUGUCGAGGGGAGAAAGCAGAGCGCUUCGAGGGGGUACUUGCGUUUAAAACUGCACAAAACCCAACUGCCUAAUUAAAGUCAGCAAUAUUGCAAUACAUUUGAAGUGUUGGCUUGAUUAAACUGGGCUCUGUCAGGGAAUGUGCUCAGACUCCUGGCUUUCCAAAUGUCAUUUGUGUGCCCGGUUUUGGCAGCGGCGAGAGCCGGUGUGUCGAGGAGUGUCUGUAGCUCCCUCACCUUCCCGAUGGCAGGGGCAGCAUCUGUCUUUGUGCUGUGCCCAGCUGCGGGCAAAAUGCAGCAGCUGAAUAAUUGAUGAGGAACAAAGUGCUGCUUAAGUAGGCAAAACGCCCUUCUCCCUGCCCGGGGAGAGCAGUGGGCUGGUUUGCCCUCAGACACCUGGAACAGCAAAGCCUGUCCCGCAUCCGUCUCUGCGCCUGUUUUCCCCAUCAUGGUCAGUCCUGGCGCUUCAUCUCCCCCUCCUGAUGAACUGAAAGAGGGGAUCAUAAAUCCCAAGAGCCCUUGAUUCCAUUUGAGGCGUAGGAGAGAACUGGUGUUUAGAUUAUAGACCCUUUUUGGUCCGUCUUUUUCCAGCCUUAUUUAGUAACGGUUUCGUUGCUCAACGGUCCUCUCUCUGUCUCCACGCCUUUGGCUGAUCACCCUCCUCAUCUCUCUUACCCCCUCUUACCCCCGCGCUCCCUUUCUGGGCUCCUAACGGCCAGUUCACUUCUUCAAAGGCAGGCAGUGAGAUAAAUUUUAGUAACUCAAACAGCAUCUUUGUUUAAGGAGGUGCUACCUUUAACCAUGGGCAUUAGUUUGCCGUAUAUAAAACUUAAGAAUCAGCUGAAGCGAUGUUUAAGGAGCACAACAGACACCCAGCUGUAGUCAACGCUGGUUGUGGAGCAGAAAAGUGUAAGUGACAGUAGGGACAGUUUUAGUAUCUAAAACCAAGCCAAGCACAACAUUUGCAUUCAAGACCUACCUGCUGCUGAAAAAGAGACUUUUGUUUAUUUUGUUAGUAGUCUUUUUUGUUAGUAUUCUGUGCAUUGAAAUUACCUGUGAAAUAAGGUGGGGAUAAAUCAAUCAAAAGCACAAUUCGCUGGCGCAGCAGCAUGUAUUUUGUACCCCUUUUUAUCAAUUUAACUCAAUUUGUCCCAGUCUUCUGAAAUGUUGUGGAACUACUCAAAAAGCAAGGUGGAACAAGGAACACAAAGGUGGAAAGCAAGGUGUAUGCAUAAGGAAAUGGGAGCCGCAGUGCUCUUUUGUCACAGUAGGUAUUGCAGUGUAUGAAUAUGUCUGUAAGGCACAUGAAAAUGCACAAAGUUAAAGAUCCAUUCCUUCUCUACGGAGGCGUCUCUCUUCACCAGGCGUUAGCUAUUGUUAGCCUUAUCAAAUGGGCCUAAGUAAGGGCAUAACUGAUGUACUCUUUCUUUUCAAUUCCUUCUUACAGCUCAACACGCUGCCAUCCUUUGGUUUUCUUUUUGACAUCGAUGGGGUACUGGUACGAGGAAAGACUCCGAUUCCUGCUGCAAAAACAGCCUUUCAAAAGCUAGUGAAUUCUCAGGGACAAUUUUUGGUGCCUGUAGUAUUCGUCACCAAUGCAGGAGAUUGCCUUCGCCAGAAAAAAGCUGAUCAGUUGUCUCAUCUGCUGGGAGUUCCAAUUUCACAAGAUCAGGUGAUGAUGUCACACAGUCCUCUGCGGAUGUUCAAACGUUACCAUGAAAAAUGUGUGCUUGUAUCUGGACAAGGACCGCUUCUGGAUAUUGCUCAAGACCUUGGUUUCUGUCAGCCUAUUACCAUUGAAACAUUGCGGGAGAAACACCCUUUGCUAGAUGUAGUUGACCAUGACAGGAGGCCCAAUGUUCUGUACCCCUCUGCUGUGGAGCUUCCCAAGAUUGAGGCUGUUGUUUUGUUUGGGGAGCCAGUCAGAUGGGAGACCAACCUCCAGCUGAUCAUAGAUGUUCUGCUGACAAGCGGCUACCCUGGAAAUCCCUACUGCCAUGAAAACGACCCUCACAUUCCCGUACUUGCAUGUAACAUGGAUCUGAUGUGGGUGGCUGAAGCACAGUCCCCAAGGUUUGGGCAUGGAACAUUCAUGGUUUGUUUGGAAAACAUUUACAAGAAGAUCACUGGCAAAGAGCUGAAAUAUGAGGCCUUAAUGGGCAAACCCAGUAAACUGACCUACCAGUACGCAGAAUACCUCAUCAGGGCUCAGGCAGCAGAAAGGCAAUGGAAGCAACCCAUUCAGACUCUUUAUGCUGUCGGAGAUAAUCUCAUGACUGAUGUCUAUGGUGCUAACCUUUACAACCGCUACCUUGAAGAGAACUCCAGAAAAGGUUCAAAAUCACGGAUUCAGGCCAAAGUUGCUGGUGGCAGUGGAUCUGCCGCUCUCUCUCAGGAUGACGAAAUAGACAACAGUUGGGAGAAUGAAUUAGCGUCCGCAGCUGCUGCCCGCUGUAGGUCUGUUCUGGUUUGUACCGGGGUUUACAACCCUCACACGGAGGUACCCUUGGAUACCAGGGAGAGCAUCACUGAAACGGUAUUCCACGGCCACAGAGAUUUUAGAUUUGAGCCCGGUUUAGUAGAACCAGAUCAUAUUGUACCAGAUGUUGAUGCUGCCGUAGACCUGGUCUUCCAGCUGGAGAACUUUGCACCUAAUUGAGAUGACGUGAUUUCUUAAGGACUACUCAGUGCUAUGCUUUUCUGCCCAAAAAGCAAACUGCUUUAAAAUCAUGCCACAAACUGAUGCUUUCUAAAAUUUUUAACUUUUAAUACAAUCUUAUAUGAAGUAUAUUAAUGCAUUUAGGUAUAUUAAUAUACUUAAUGUAAGUAUAUCAGAUAUCAGUAAUGCUUUUUUAAGUACUUUGACACAUGUAAUUUCUUGCUUUAGUUGCCCUUUAUUGUCCUCCUAUUCAUUAUGUUAGGUAUUUUAAUAGCAGUUUUUCAUGUUAGUGGCACUUAAAUUCCCACAUGACAGUACAUUCUUCUGUUUGCUUGAAGAUUUAGCUUCUAGGUAUUAGGGAUCUUGAGGAUAUUGGAUUGUGGUGUUGGGGUCAUUCAGACAAUGACAAAUUGGCCAGUACGGAGCACAACGUGUUACUGCCUGCUAUUCUGCAAGUAAUGGAGUGCGCUUUCAGAUUAGAGCGAAGUUCAUGUCUCUUCUGCUGCUCUGUACCUGUUCACGUUUAACACUGCAGCCUUAAUUUUUAUCUCUUUUGUCAUGUGUCUGGAGCUGCUAUUGCUUCUCGCUGCUCCGACAUGUAAAGCCUUAAUAGAGAAGCCCAUGUCAGAUGGAGAGGGCUGAAUUGUUAAUGCCAUUUUUGGAACUCCAACUGAGCUGAGCACAGUGAUGCAAGGAAAGCGUCCAGCAGCGGGUGCCCUGUGUGGCGUAAUACCUGGCCUUUUUGUCCUUGCCUUUUAUCUGCACUUUUUUUUGAGGAAUUUAGAAUAUUAGAAAGCUUUAGCAAUUAUGUUUCAGGUGUUUGUGUCAGUUGGACUUUUCCACUGAGUGAGUGACUACUGUUUGGGCAAAAAGUGCCUAGUAAUUUACUUGAAGCCUCAUACCACUGUGGUGAUUAACCGGCCUUGAGUGUAAUAUAUUUCAGCUUGUGUCAGUGUUAUAUGUUGUUUGGUUCGUGGAUUUUAUAGCUGUUCAUUUUUUAAAAAAAAAAGUAAUUUAUGUUAUUUUUAUAAAAUACUUUUAAACAUUUUCAUCCAAAAGAUGCCUUUGAAAAUAUUUUUGUGUUAAUUUGUUGUAACAGAGUAUAUGGUGCACUUGUGACAGAACCUUAGAAAACAUAAGCCAAUUAAGUGUGCUUAAAAACAAAGCCAACUCACAUACAAAUAUCACUUAACAUCACCUUGGGGGCUAGUUGGGUUUUUAUGGUUGGGUUUGGUUUUGUUUGUUGGUUUUUUUUUUUUCCAAAUUAGAAAUUGUACAAACAAAAAUCUGUGGGUCUUCAGUUUUCCCAAAUUCUUGCAAAACUAGCAGAAUGCUGGCUUAAAAGCAUUGGUAAGAGAGAUGGUGGCAUAAAGUGAAAUGACCUCCUGGCCAGCUUCUUCACUGCUUAUUGUCCUGAAAUCAAAAUCUGAAAGCUCGUGUCAUGAGGAGAACAUUGCUGCUAUAAAGUCAGAUUUUGUUGUUUUUGUGUUUUCUCCAUUUGCAAACCGCUGUAAUCCCCCUCUCUGCUAUCAGGAUUGUUGAUUCGUUCACUCAUAAUGUUUCGUAAGUAGCUUUCAACGUAUCUUGCUGGACCCAGUUUAAGGACAGUGCUCUAGCACUGUAUUUCCUGUUUCUUCACUGGGAAAGUAUUACAGCAGCACAUUCUUGCCUUUUUUAAUUGUUACAAUAAACAGAUAUAUACCUGUUUCUUUAGUGCUUUCCUGUAAUACGCCAACCAUUUGCAAAGUAUGCCAAAUCUUUCGAAGUAAGGAUUGUAGUUUUGUAAAAUGUCAGGGUGACUGAAGUUGCGUUGUUUCAAUACUGAAGCAUGUUGCAGAGCUCUUUAACGAUUACCAGAAGCGGUUUCAGGCUGUCAGUGAAGCAAGGAAUAAAAAUGUGAAAGUUGAUGCAGAACAGAAAAUGUUCAAUUUGUUUCUUCUUCCCCUGCCCCCCAAACAUACAUGAACACUUGAAAAGGUUCAUGAAGGAACUGUCUAUAUACUUCUUAAAUUUUGUCCCUUGUGGAAACAUUAACUUAUAAUGCAUAUGUAGAAAACAAAUAUUGUUUGACUGUCAGACUGAUACUGUUUUUAACUGAAAGGAAGACAGGUUUUUAGGCUGUAUUCCUCUUAGACCAUUUAGGCUGCGUCUGCGUUGCAGGGGUGUGAAUGUUGCCCGAUGAGUCUGCUGGAGCUGUCAUUAACGUGAUUCUUCGUAUGAAUGUAUGACUGAGUCCCAAUAGCGGACUAGGGUGCCAUUAGAUUUGGAGCUGCAUCAGUACAAAACAAAAAAUAGGCAGUUGUUGGCACAGGUGGUGGACACAGAUAGUUAAUAUAUAUGGGUAUUACUAUAAAAGACGAAAGAGAAAUGUUAGUGUGGUAAACACUUGCACUAUGUCAGUGAGCUAGGCAAAUAUUUUGGUGAGAUGUCAGGAAAACUAAAUUUUUAAGGAAGGAUUUGAAGGAGUAUAGUGAGUUACCAUUGAGGAUGUUUACCUGGAGCCUUUGGCAAAGAUGAAGAACCCCACAGCAUCCACCUGCUAGCUAAUCCCACAACUUCACUGCAGGGGUGAGCUAGCUACAUGGGAAUGAGAUUGUGUAUUCCCUAAUUAGUACUGCAGCCACGCAGCAUACAUAGCUCUAGCUCUAGAGCCUGAAAGCAACCUGCUUCCUUGGUGACAUAUUCAAUGUUUAUGUGCACUGAGUAAUUACACCACAGUUAGGAUUUUGAAGUAUUACUGGUGUUAGUAGUAUAGCAAAAAGUAGAAAAAGCAUGUGUGUUCCUCCCUCAGGGAGUCCCACUCCAGUUUACACUUCAAUUUCUGGUGAAAAUAUUUGUGCCAAGGUGCUACUAUGUGACUCAGCAAACCUUCCAUUCCACCUGCAUUACUCAACACCAAAUUCCAGUAAAAGAGUUGUCCUCUUUAUCUUUUUAUUAAUGUGACUGCUCAAAAAGCAGACAUUGUUCAUUAUAUUAUUAUUUAACGUCUUAAAAAUGAAGAUGCUACACUGACAGACUUCUAAGUCUUUGAAUUUUGUUCACUUCCUGUUCACUCAGGAAGUGGUACAAAUAAGAUUUUUUUUUUUUAGAAGUGUCAUAAAACAUUGCAUCUGAGUUAGCACUGUAAUUUCUAACCUUUAAAAUGAAAUUCAGCGAUUCUUUGUUAGUAAUGAUGUGUGGAAAUCCUUGGAAGAAAUCUCAGUCUCUGGUACUGGAAAGGUGCUUUUUAUCAGAGUUCUUAAGGAAAACUGAGUUUAGUAAAAUGUUCUUUCUAAUUAUUCAGCUAAGAGUGAGAUAAAUUAAUAUUAUAUUAGGUAAGAAAAAGGCUAAGACCCUGUCUUAACUUUUGCUCUCCUUUCUUUGAAUGUCCUCUUACCUGGAUUGUCACUUUCAUUCUUUCAUGUGUUUUCAGCUUUGACAUUUACCUGUUUGAAACAGACAAUAUUUACCACAUGUUCAGUGUAUUUCAGUCAUAACAUAGGUAAGCUAUUGGAUGUUACAAUAAUUCUUUCAAGUUUAAAAUGUACUGUUGAAACACGUGUUUCAGAAUAUGUACAGAAAUAGCUCACUGAAAUAACUUUUUAAAAAUACUUCUGAGGAUCUUCUUGUAAGUAGAACUUGCCCUUUGUUUGCAUGGUAGUAUUUUUGUUCUUGGUACCUUUUUUUUUUUCUAUAUAAAAAGAUCCCUCAAAAACCGCCUUUCAAAAAUAUAUCCUGUGCUUAUUUGUGCUAAUACAAAAUUAACAAUAUUUUGAAUUCCAAUCACGUGUUGUCUUCAGUAUCACUUUUUUCUUUAGAAGCAUUUUUCAAUUAAAUUGAAGUUAGAGGAAUGUAUGAAACUUGUAUUUUAAGAAAAACAAUUUUUCAGGCAUCUCCUUUUCGAUAUUAAAAAAUACUUGCAUUUAAAAUUAAGUUUAUCGUGUAAAAACUUGAAUACUGUUAAGGAAAAGGAAUAAUGUAUUUUGUAGUACAUCCUAUGUUUAUGAAAUCAGUCUGCUAUAUUGAUACUACUUGUUAUGGAAUAAUCUUUUCAAAUUGCAGAACUUUUUAGUAAAAUAUCAUAUCCAGGCAGCUUGUCUGAAAGAUGUGAGUAAUUCACAAGAAUCUGUUGCAGUAUUUUGUAGUAAGUUACUUCUUUCCAUAAACUGCUCAAUAAUUUAUUUUCGGGGACAACUUCUGUUGCCAUGUCUUUUGUUCUUCAGCAACACAAAUGUGAGUAUAUGCUGUGAUAUCAUGUAAAUGAAUCGCAUCUAGAAAAAUUAAACAUAUUUCAUCAGUAGUAGGAGACAAAACGCAGUCUCUGCAAUGCGGUGGGACUGACAGACGGCUGUUUGUAUUGAAAAAGACCCUCUGAAGUGAAUGUUUUCACUAACCUUGAAAGAUAUUGUUGCUACUGUCAGUGUCCUAUUUAAGCCCAGUAUACAAUUUUUAGCCCUCUGUUGGAGUUCAUUAGGCUUCAUCCGGUGGGAAUCCAGCUGAUGAGCUUGGAGACCACUCUGCAGAGCAAGUGGAGGUGAUCAGAAGACGCCUUGAUCCAACUAGAACAGUCAUGCAGCUGUACCCAUCCAGGACCACACACUUUGGCAGAGUUGAGGUGUUUAAGUCCAGGAUCUGUUAGAUUCAGGAGGAACACAGAAGAAUGUACGUGGGGUUUGGGCUGGGCUUGUUGGAGGUGCAAAGAUGUCUUCUUUCACACGUGGCCUGGGUUCACUUCUCCACUGCCAUCUCUAGUUUUUGUAGGGGAUUAUUUGCCAUUUUGGUGAAUUAACCUGUUAUUUUGGCAGAAGACAGUGAAAUGCUUAAAGUGGAAGACAGUUGUAAUUAAUCUCCAAAUUAAUGGCUGGUCUCUGAGAAGGCUUGUCUCCUAAAAAGCUUUGAAAAUGUAGUUGUCCAGCCCACCUCGCAUGAAUGUGAACUGAUGUAAUAGGUAUUUACCGUCGGUUUUCACACAAAUAAACUGUUCUUCUAAGCAGCACGCCCUUUUUGAAAGCCUCGCCAGCCUGAGCACAAGUCACAAGCAUUUCUCAAAGGCAUUAAGUUCAGAAAAGUCCUGGUGUAAUCCAUGUCCAGGUGGGAGCUCGUUUUCACCCUUGGUAAAGCCCCUGUGCCGCAGUGUGACUGCUCCCCCAGCCACCUCCGGAGCUGGAGGUGGGGACUGGAGACUCCCUUGUCUUAAACACACAAAUACGGGGCUUCUCAGUAAGAACUGAAUUCAUUUGGGAAGCGAAGGGAUAGACACCUGCUCUGAUGGAUACUCGCUGUUUUUUGCUAUGGGACUCUCCGGGCUCGAUGGGCGCCGGCGGCGUUCCCACUCCGCGGCCGCGGGGGGCGCCCUCCGCCAUCUUGUCUUUACCUCAGCCGGGCGGCGCUCGCGGCUGAGGCACGGCGCUGGGCGGGAAAGGGGCGGCGGUGCUGCCACCCUCUCCUGCCUUUUGUCUUUUAUUUUCCUUUCUGUUUUUUUUUCACCCCGUCCCCCCAGUUUGUAGAAGUAGUAAAAUGCAAAACCAUUGCCCCCACGCGAGUUCUCCAAGGCUCGGGGUAUUGCAGCUUCUCCAACUCUGUGGACUGAACUCCAGCUUGGUGAGUGGUAACAUGGGCUUGGCAGACCCUCAAAAAGCCAAAAUGCUUAAAAAAUAGCAGGCGAGAGUGUUCAUUCAUAAUUUUAUGUGCCUCUCAUUCGCACCCUUUCUUGGUUUCAAACAAGUUCAGAGCACUUUCCAGUCAGUGACUGAGAAACUGUGUCCCAGGGGUUUGAGAGAUGAGCUCAGUUUGGUGCUCUUGAAAACUCUCCCAGCUGCUGGGAAAGAUAUGUU
Chroicocephalus ridibundus (black-headed gull) is the source of this 8843-nucleotide messenger RNA. RefSeq names its product haloacid dehalogenase-like hydrolase domain-containing 5. Lineage: Eukaryota; Metazoa; Chordata; Aves; Charadriiformes; Laridae. The record is from RefSeq and is a predicted model, not a curated record. The transcript is spliced from 8 exons. Gene Ontology annotation, cellular component: mitochondrion. Gene Ontology annotation, biological process: glycerophospholipid biosynthetic process. The coding region runs from base 1762 to 3030 and encodes 422 amino acids.